Molecule: messenger RNA, 1170 nt
Organism: Thamnophis sirtalis
Lineage: Eukaryota; Metazoa; Chordata; Lepidosauria; Squamata; Natricidae
Source: RefSeq, a predicted model, not a curated record
AUUUCCGUCAGGCCGACGGCCUCCGCUUGGAUGCGAUCUCGGUUUUUUCCGGCGCUAGAUGUUUUCCCCCUCGGUCUGCCGAUCUGCUGUUCUUUCGGCUGUUUCCGUAAACGAAACGACCAACGCCUCCGAUCGGCACUUUCCGUGACUCUUGUAAAAGCUACUCCCGAGAACGCCCCAAAGUGCCGCGAGCAAUCCCUGGCCACUGAUUGGCUGAGGCCUCUCCUCUCGUUCGCCUCCCUCAACUUUAAAUGCGUUGCCUGCGGGAAAGAAACUCUGCAAGACGGAACUUCGAGAGGUCAGAGUGAGUUGCGGCUCGGCUGAGUAUGGUAAAGUGGUAACGCCUUUGGCCUUUGGGAAAACCGCCUGCGGGACGAGAUUAAAUCGAAGUCUGAAAAGAGACGCGUUGCAGCUCAGCUCGUUCGAAAAGAAAUUGGUGAGGAUAUAUAGCCAAUAGAAGAAAGCACCCUUGUCUUCCAAAGAGGAUAAAGUCAGCAGGAUGGCUCAGCAGGGAACUACUCUCCAGGGCUGCAAUAAUGAACUUGUGAAGUAUAUGGAAGAGUUGUGCAUGCAAAAGACAGAAGUAGACGAACAAAUUGCAAAGUUGAUAGCAGACAAAACUAAGAUUCAAAAUGAAAUUGCGAUGUUAACCAUACAACUGGAAAGUAUAAGUGAAAGUUUACUUUGGAAAAAUGCAAUUCAAAAGAAGCUUGAUACCAUUCUUGCUGAAGGAAUAUUCGCAUAUGACAAGAUUUUGGACAGUUCUAAAAUAUUGUUAGAUGUCUUGAAAAAAGAGAUAGAGAAUUUAGACAAACUGAUAGCAUUGAAAAAGAUAUUCAGUGAAUCAAUGUCAUCUUCCGAAUCUGACUAAGCCAAUGUUAACACUGGGAAACGAAUGGGUUAAGAAAUGCCAUCUUUUAUUUUUCUAUUAUUUGCUUUAUUAAUUAUUUGUCAGAUAAAAAGGUGAGGACCAAAUAUUUUUAUUUUCGUUAAAAUAAGAUAUAAGUCUUAUAGCCCUGUUCCCAGUAAACAUGCAGAGGUGUAAAUUGAGAAUGUAAAGUGGGAGAGUAAGUCCAUUUUUCUCUUUCCACAUUUAAUUUAUCUUAUCCCUGGUGGAUCAUAGUUAAUUUUUCGUUCUGUGAAGGAUAUCCCCAAACUUUGUUUGUUUGG